AGCUUGGCCAAACUCUUACAGCAUUUCUUCCACCAAGGGUAUACAGGAUUAUUGCUUUCCUAACUCUUUUUCAGACUGGAAGAUUUUAUCUCAGUCACCACCCCAGCAAGCCAUUUCUGAAGAACGAUUUGCAGACCCGAGUAUAGAGAUGGCCCCUGGGGAGUCAGAGCACAGAAAGGGUGAACUUGGGAAGAGCUUCAGUCUGAGACCAGUCCUUUCACUACAGCAGAGAGUUCCUAAAGAUCAGCAGAAGAGGCACACUGGGGAGAAACCCUAUGAGUGCAGUGAGUGUGGGAAGGCCUUCAGCCAGAGCUCAUCUCUUGUUCAGCACCAGAGGAUCCACACCGGAGAGAAGCCUUACAAAUGCAGUGAAUGUGGAAGAGCCUUCAGCCAGAACGCAAACCUCACAAAACACCAGCGAACCCACACUGGAGAAAAGCCCUACAAAUGUAGUGAGUGUGACAAAGCCUUUAGCGAUUCUUCAGGCCUUGUUCAGCAUCAGCGAAUUCAUAGUGGAGAGAAACCCUAUGAAUGCAGCGCCUGUGGGAAGGCCUUCCGUGACAGUGCAAACCUCACAAACCACCAGCGGACUCACACUGGGGAGAAGCCCUACAAGUGCAGUGAGUGUGGGAAGGCCUUCAGCCAGAACGCAAACCUUACAAAACACCAGCGAACGCACACUGGAGAAAAGCCCUACAAAUGUAGUGAGUGUGACAAAGCCUUCAGCGACUCUUCAGCCCUUGUUCAGCAUCAGCGAAUUCAUACUGGAGAGAAACCCUAUGAAUGCAGUGACUGUGGGAAGGCCUUCCGUCAGAGUUCAAACCUCACAAACCAUCAGAGGACUCAUACCGGAGAGAAACCCUACAAGUGCAGUCAGUGUGGGAAGGCCUUCAGCCAGAGUACAAAUCUUAUAAUCCACCAAAAGACCCACACUGGGGAGAAGCCACACAAAUGUAAUGAAUGUGGGAAAUUCUUCAGUGAGAGCUCAGCCCUUAUUCGACAUCACAUAAUUCACACUGGAGAAAAGCCCUACGAGUGUAAGGAGUGUGGAAAAGCUUUUAACCAGAGUUCAUCCCUUAGUCAGCAUCAGAGGAUUCACACUGGUUUGAAACCCUAUGAAUGCAGCGAGUGUGGAAAGGCCUUCAGGUGUAGGUCAGCUUUCAUUAGACAUCAGAGACUCCAUGCUAGAGAAUAGCUGGGAACACAGUAGGUGGAGAAAGCCCCAGACGUGCCAAGUCAUAACUCAACAUCUAAGACAGGGCAGAUGGGUGGGGCUGUCAGAGAAAUGCUGAGGGCUUGAAAGCAUCUAGGGAUGUUUCACUUUCAUAGUCUGUCGUGCACAGCUACAUGUAAAAAUACCUUUAAUAAAUACUUGGUCACUAUUUUACAUCUUG
Messenger RNA from Galeopterus variegatus (Sunda flying lemur), 1394 nucleotides. RefSeq names its product zinc finger protein 79-like. Lineage: Eukaryota; Metazoa; Chordata; Mammalia; Dermoptera; Cynocephalidae. Gene Ontology annotation, cellular component: nucleus. The transcript has 2 exons. The record is from RefSeq and is a predicted model, not a curated record. Bases 149 to 1195 code for a protein of 348 amino acids. Gene Ontology annotation, biological process: regulation of transcription by RNA polymerase II. Gene Ontology annotation, molecular function: DNA-binding transcription activator activity, RNA polymerase II-specific; RNA polymerase II cis-regulatory region sequence-specific DNA binding.